Monopterus albus (swamp eel) is the source of this 1750-nucleotide messenger RNA. RefSeq names its product leucine rich repeat containing 39 (gene lrrc39). Gene Ontology annotation, cellular component: cytoplasm. NCBI's taxonomy places the organism in Eukaryota, Metazoa, Chordata, Actinopteri, Synbranchiformes, Synbranchidae. The record is from RefSeq and is a predicted model, not a curated record. The coding region runs from base 277 to 1311 and encodes 344 amino acids. The transcript is spliced from 9 exons. Gene Ontology annotation, molecular function: protein binding.
UAAAUGUACAGCUGUCACGUAAAGUGUUUUAAUGUUUUGAUGUAAAAUGAACUCAGUGUCAUGUGACUACUCAUGCCAUGUGACCUGGAAGCUAAAAUUAUCCAGCAGCAGGUCUGAGGUCAGAUUUCAGCAGAGGAGACGCACCAUGGUGGACGGGUGCUGCACAAGAUUCACUGAUUAUUAAUCAAUAAUCAUGAUGGUGAGAGGCAGGAUCAGGGUCAGAGGUCAUCUCAUCUGUGCACUGUGACAUCAAGUGGGUAACAGGAAGUGAUCAUCAUGGUGGGCGUGGCUGUGUGCAACUCGGUCAGCUCCAUCAAAGCUCUGUGGGAGACCAGGAUCCGGAGAAAGAAGGAGGAGCAGGAGGAGGAACAGGAGCAGAAGAGACGGCGGAAGAUCGGGGGCGGGGCCACAGGCAGGCUCAGUUUUGGCAUUUGGGAGGAUCGGGCAGCUCUGACUCGACUCAGACAGAAGCUGCAGACGGAAGACGGACGACUGAUCCUCCGAAUCGAACAGGAAGAGUGGAAGUCUUUGCCAAGAUGUCUGGUCCAGCUGAGUCAGGUCCAGGAGUGGCAGAUCCACCGGACCGGACUGCAGAAGAUCCCUCCUUUCAUCUCCAGCUUCCAGUACCUUCUGGUUCUUGAUCUGUCCCGCAAUGGGGUCAGCGAAAUCCCCAAACAGAUAGGAAAGCUGACCCGGCUCAGAGAGCUGCUGCUGAGCUACAACAGGAUCCAGUUUGUUCCUGAGGAGCUGAGUUGUUGUGAGAGUUUGGAGAGAUUGGAGCUGGCCAUGAACCAGGACCUGGAUCACCUGCCAGACCAGUUCAGGAACCUGAAGAAGCUGCAGCACCUGGAUCUGUCCAUGAAUGACUUCACCUGCCUGCCAGACUGUGUGGUCGCACUUCCGGCACUGGAGUGGCUCGACAUGGGAGGAAACCGACUUCAGCACUUACCGGAAGACAUACACAGGAUGGAAAAGCUGCACACACUAUGGUUGCAGAGGAACGAGCUCAAGAAUCUCCCAGAAAACAUCAGCAGGAUGGCGAGUCUGGACACACUGGUCCUCAGCAGCAACAGGCUCAGCGACAUCCCCCCUCUGAUGGAGGACAUGUCGAACCUCAGGUUUGUGAAUUUUCGGGACAACCCUCUGACUCUGGAUGUGACGCUGCAGCCCAAGAAGACAAAUGCUGAGGAUGAUAGCGAUGAUGGAGAUGACAGAGAGAUGUUUGGACUGGAGUUCAUGCAGAUGUACAUCCAGGAGGCUAGAAAGAGGGCGUAUGCUGUGCAGAACAUGCACAGAUCAAAUGAAGUCUGAUUGUUCCCAUCUGUACUUCCUGGCAUGUGUGCCUGGGGCUCAGGUUUCACAUUCAGGCCAUUUAUAGAGACAUGAAAAAAGAUUAUUCGGUGUUUUUGAUGAGAGCAAAGACCAGAGGGAUGUCUAAAGAAUCAAAAACUGGCUUUGACCCUCGGUGGGUCUAGACCCGCAGGUUGGGAACCAUAUUACUCCGUUUUUGUCCAUACAGUGACAUUUCUGCUGAAAUAAGAAAGAACGUAGAAUGUUCUGCCUUCUCUUGUAGCCAUGUUGUUACAGUAACACUUAACAUGCACGUUAAUAGUUUUUGCAGAAUCCUGUGUCUAAAUCAUAUUUGGUCAUUGACAAAAGUUCAAGUUGUUUAUUUCUAGUGGAAAUGUCUGAUAACAUGUUUUGUGUUCUGAACGUUUUAGAACUGAGCGACGACUCUUCAGACUGAAGC